GUCGCUUUAGAGGCCCUUCCUGCGUUUCAUUCAGGUCUGAGGAGUGAGUUCCCAAACAUGGAAGAUGAACAAACCAAUGAGAUUCUCCAAGAGCUCCUCAAAGUCGAGGUCGACAUUCAAGAUGUUCAAGAGCAAAUUAGAGUGUUAGUUGAGAGGCAAGAGAAGUUGUACGAGAAAAAAUCCGAGCUCAGUGCUAUUCUGGAAGCGUGCAGAGAAUCUGGGAAUGAGGUUAAUAAUGGGGCUUCCAUUUCUGUGGAGAAUUGGUCUGGGGAAUUUCAAUGGGACUCUCAAGCUGAUGAUCUCAGGUUGAACAUUUUUGGCAUUUCCUCUUACCGUGCAAACCAAAGAGAGAUAAUUAAUGCCAUUAUGAGUGGAAGGGAUGUCUUGGUCAUUAUGGCUGCAGGUGGUGGCAAGAGUCUUUGCUAUCAGCUUCCAGCUGUUCUUCGUGACGGGAUUGCUCUUGUUGUCAGUCCCUUGCUUUCCUUAAUCCAAGAUCAGGUAAUGGGUUUGACUGCCUUGGGCAUUCCGGCACAUAUGUUGACUUCGACAACAAGUAAGGAAGAUGAGAAAUUCAUAUACAAAGCAUUGGAGAAGGGUGAGGGGGAACUCAAAAUAUUGUAUGUCACUCCUGAAAAGAUAUCAAAAAGCAAGAGAUUCAUGUCAAAGCUUGAAAAGUGCCAUCAUGCUGGUCGUCUCUCUCUAAUUUCAAUUGAUGAGGCACAUUGCUGUAGUCAGUGGGGCCAUGACUUUCGACCUGACUACAAAAACCUUGGUAUUCUCAAGACUCAAUUCCCUAAUGUUCCUAUGGUUGCUUUGACUGCAACUGCUACUCAAAGGGUCCAAAAUGAUCUGAUGGAUAUGUUGCAUAUUCCAAGAUGUGUCAAAUUUGUCAGCACAGUGAAUAGGCCAAACUUAUUUUAUAUGGUGAAGGAAAAAUCAUCUGUUGGAAAGGUGGUUAUUGAUGAAAUUGCUGAGUUCAUUAAAGAAUCUUAUCCAAAUAAUGAAUCAGGAAUUGUAUAUUGCUUCUCUAGGAAGGAAUGUGAACAGGUUGCAAAGGAGUUACGGGAGAGAGGAAUUAAAGCCAAUUUCUAUCAUGCAGAUAUGGAUGUAAAUGCUCGAGAAAAAGUACAUAUGUGGUGGAGCAGUAACAAGCUGCAGGUCAUAGUUGGUACAGUAGCAUUUGGUAUGGGAAUCAACAAACCAGAUGUCAGGUUUGUCAUCCAUCACAGCUUGAGUAAAUCAAUGGAAACUUACUAUCAGGAAAGUGGUCGAGCUGGACGAGAUGGACUUCCUUCUGAAUGUCUACUAUACUUUAGACCUGCUGAUGUUCCACGACAGAGUUCAAUGGUCUUCUACGAAAAUUCAGGAUUGCAGAACUUGUAUGACAUUGUACGAUAUUGUCAGUCCAAACGACAAUGCCGACGAGCUGCCUUUUUCCGGCAUUUUGCUGAGCCUCUGCAAGAGUGCAAUGGGAUGUGUGACAACUGUGCAUUCUCAAGUGAGGUGAAGGAAGUGGAUGUCUCGCGACACGCAAAACUGAUGGUUUCAUUGUUGCAAGAUAUGCAAGCAAAUGAUCAGAGGACAACAAUGUUGCAAUUAGUUGAAAAAAUGAAAGUGAAGCAAAAGGAACUAGGUUCGGAUUUGAAAAAAGAGGAAAUUGAGCAGCUCAUCUUACAUCUAUUGCUGGAGCAUGUUUUGAAAGAAGAAUUUCAGCAUACAGCUUAUGCAACAAAUGCUUACAUUGCUUUAGGACCACUAACCAAGCCAAUAUUGCAAGGGAAGAAGGCUGUGAAGCUUGAGAUUUAUAGUGAGCAAAGAACUAAGGCUGCUGUAAGAUCAGCGAAACGCAGCCUUGGGUCCUCUGGUUUGGAGCUAAAGCUUGAUGAGUUGAGAAAAGAAUUGUCUUCUGUUCAUGGAGGAAUAUUACCACACUCUAUCUUGUCCACCCAACAAAUCAGCUUAUUAAGUUCUCAAAAACCAAGGUCACUAGAACAGUUGGAGAAGGUAAUUGGAAAAUUGAAGACAGAAAAGUAUGGUAGUAGAAUUCUUGAGCAGAUUGAAAAAUAUUCUGAUUUCAAGCCAGAUGAUCAGCAAGAAAGUGGUGCUAGUGCUGCUAAGAGAUCAAGGACCAAGAAGAACCUUGUUCUUAUUGAGAGUAGUGAAGAUGAAGCAUGAGAAAAGAUGGUAGAGUCAAUGCAAUUUUUUUCCUCCAAUUAUAUAGUGCUGUUUUAUUUGAAAAAAAAAAUGAAGCAUAUCCUUGUUAAAUAGAGCUUGUGGAUCAUCAAAAGAUGAAAAGGACUUGGGAAAAAAAAUUCACAGGUUGGUUUUUCUGAUCUACAAAUUUAGUUGAUAAAUUUGAUGGGAUUAUGAGUGUGUAACUCAAACCAAAUCCGGGUUGUUGUUAAUUACUAAUUUAGUGCUUUCUAGAAGUAAGGACUAAGGAAGAUUUAAUUUUCAUUGUAUCAAAAGAUGUACAAGU
Arachis duranensis is the source of this 2479-nucleotide messenger RNA. Its product is annotated as ATP-dependent DNA helicase Q-like 2. NCBI's taxonomy places the organism in Eukaryota, Viridiplantae, Streptophyta, Magnoliopsida, Fabales, Fabaceae. The transcript has 20 exons. The record is from RefSeq and is a predicted model, not a curated record. Gene Ontology annotation, molecular function: four-way junction helicase activity; ATP binding; 3'-5' DNA helicase activity. Gene Ontology annotation, biological process: double-strand break repair via homologous recombination; DNA replication. Bases 58 to 2175 code for a protein of 705 amino acids. Gene Ontology annotation, cellular component: cytoplasm; chromosome; mediator complex.